AUGACCAGAGAAGAAAUGACAGAACCCGACGCUUUCCCCUAUGAUAACUUUGGUUCUGGUACCGAAGAUGCAGUUUCUUGCUUUAAUAAUAAUAGAAUAGCCGUUGUUCCGGGUUCGAACGCCGUAACGGCGGUAGACGUUAGCAAUGAGAGUGUUGCCGUAACAACUACCUCUUCUACGGCUGUCACAACGAACAACGGUACCAGCACCAACACGAACUCACACUCUUUAUUUGAACACACUACACCUUUCAUCCAACCUACUGAUCAAACAGUUCCCGAGAGUACAAACGAAGAAGCACUUAAUGAAGAGACAACAAAUGAGGCCCCUGAUUCGGGGGACGUGUCCAAUUCUCAACUUACCCUUCGAGCUUUAGUUUCUACAAAGGAAGCCGGAGUUAUUAUUGGUAAGGCUGGUAAAAAUGUAGCGGAACUCCGUGAGACCACUGGUGUGAAGGCUGGCGUGUCUAAAGUUGUGCAGGGUGUGCCUGAUAGAGUUUUGUCUGUUGCUGGAACUUUGGAUGGUGUAUCAAAGGCGUAUUCUCUUAUCGCGCAAACUCUGCUUGAGAAUCCUGUUGGUGCUAGUCCUAAUUCUACUCCUAUUACUCCACCUCCGAAUGCAUUCACUUCUGUUCGCUUGCUCAUUUCCCAUAAUCUUAUGGGAACAAUCAUCGGUCGUCAAGGACUCAAGAUCAAACAUAUUCAAGAUGUUUCAGGUGCUAGAAUGGUAGCUACGAAAGAGAUGCUUCCUCAGAGCACCGAAAGGGUUGUUGAGGUUCAAGGAACCGUUGAAGCUAUAAAAGUUGCUGUCUGGGAGAUUGGCAAAUGUCUGAUUGAAGACAAUGAACGUGGUAUUGGUACUGUGCUCUAUAAUCCAGCUAUUCGUGUUACCACAUCAUACACUGGCACUCGACGUACAAGUGAUUACACUCAACGUACUGGCAAUGGUACCGAUUUCACGAGACCAACUCGCAGUAAUAGCAAUACCUCUGUUACUCCCAGUAAUAGUAACAACAGUGAUUAUCAUAAUAAUCGUCGACCUUCCUCUUUCGAUGCAGCAGUAGUUAGAACUCAAAACAUCUCAAUUCCCGCUGAUAUGGUUGGUUGUAUUAUUGGUAAAGGUGGUUCAAAGAUUUCUGAAAUUCGUAGACUUUCCGGUUCACGUAUCAGCAUUGCAAAGACGCCUCACGAUGAAACUGGCGAAAGAAUGUUUACUAUUCAAGGAACUCAAGAAUCAAAUGAGAAAGCAUUGUUUCUUUUGUACAAUCAACUUGAAAUGGAAAAGGAACGUCGUUUGAAUGCUACUUCGACAGGCGGAGAUUCGGACGCAUGA
This is a messenger RNA of Ambispora leptoticha, 1332 nucleotides long. NCBI's taxonomy places the organism in Eukaryota, Fungi, Glomeromycota, Glomeromycetes, Archaeosporales, Ambisporaceae. The record is from the annotation of a GenBank genome assembly.